AUGAAGAUGCUCCCAGCUAUUCACUCUCACCUUUCUCACAAGCGUGCGCACGACGCGAAUCUUCCGGUCGAAUCGCGAGGGAAGAUCGACCUCGUCUUCGUCUCUCGUCGAAAGGAUUUUCUUCGCAGCGAGGUCGAGAGGAUGAAGGGGAUCGCAACGAUUCUGAUGCUGGCGGUCCUCGGCGCAGCCAGUGGCCAGGAACACGGAGGAGGACAUGCCUUGUUCGUCAGAACGUCGCCGGCAGAUGCACACUCGAGAGUCCAGCGAGCCGCUCCAACGUCGCCCGCGGACGUGAUGGCGCAAAAUAUCCUAGAGUGGAUUCAAGGGAUCUACCGGCAGGGCGCACGUAAAAUUCGCCAGCAGUCGGACCCGGCGGGCUAUCUGCCCCCGUACAGCACCCAGAGGCCGCCGGAGAGGCCCAGACCGUUCCAGCCGCCGACGACCGGUCAGCAGCCGAGCUACUCGUCGCCCUCCCAAAACGAGGUAACGAAUUAUCCUUACCAGAGGCCGUCCACGGGGUUCCCUCCGACGAACGUUGGCUACCCAUCCGGCCAGCCGUCCACCGUUCAAGCUCCGCCGUUCUCCAGCCAGAGACCGUCGACGUACCUUCCGCCGAACAAUCAGUCGCCCUACGGACCGUCGACUUCGUACAACCCGCGGCCAACCCCGCCGUCUUACUCGAACGCCGGCUCCUCGGCUUUCCCGCCAUUCAGCACAACCAGAGGCUCCACGACGUACCUGCCGCCGUCGUCAGGGUACUCGACGACCAGCCCUAGAUCGCCCUCCCCCGCGCAGACCGCUGGUCAUUCUACCAAUUACGGGUACUCGACACCCAGCGGGUUCUCUGCCACCUACGGCUACUCGACCCAAAGAUCCAGCCCUGCUUACGGUCCCUCCGAUGGCGGCGCUUCCAGCGGAUACCCCGGACCCAGUGGGUUCACUCCUACUUACGGCUACCCGACCGAAAACCCGAGGCCAUCCUUCCCGACGCCCGACUCAGGCUCGAACUCGUACGACCAGCCUACGGGCUACCCAUCGUCUCCAAACUUCCCGAACCCCACUCCGGGAGGGGCGUUCCCACCCUCGGAAGGCACCGGCGGGACCAGCGGCGGCGGCGGCAACGUUAAACCGCGACCAGGCCAAGAAGGAUCCAGCGGUACCGCGGUGACGACAGGACAAGGCGCCGCUGAAGACGAAGACCUGAAGCACCCGCCGCACAUACACGCACUCGACGUCGUGUGCAGCAAGACCAUGAUGACCAUCAACAUCGAGUUCAAUCGGGCUUUCGACGGAGUGAUUUACUCCAAGGGCUUCUACAUGAAUCCGGAGUGCAGAUACGUCGCGCAAAACUCCGGCCAGACCAAGUACUCUUUCACCGUGAGCCUGGAUUCCUGCGGCACGCAGUUCAUCAACGACUUCGCCGGCGAGGCUGGCCAGGCGUAUCUCGAGAAUGUCCUCGUUCUGCAGAACGAGCCGGGUAUUCAGGAAGUCUGGGACACGGUUAGGCGAGUCAGGUGCCUUUGGGAAGGGAACAUCAAUAAAGCGUUGACGGUGAACUUUUCCGUAGACAUGCUGAACCAAGAAAUAGUGACGUUCAGCGGCGACACGGCGGUCGCCAAGCUGGAUAUACAGGUUGGCAGAGGCCCGUUCGCCGCUGCUGCCGACGGACUCGUUAAGAUCGGCGAGACCAUGACUUUGGUCGUCACGGUCGAGGGAGACCCGGCCUUCGAUCUACAAGUACGCGACUGCAUCGCCCGCGACGAGUCCUCCACCAACAUGUUACAGUUGACGGACGAGAGAGGAUGUAUACUGAAGCCUAAGCUGUUCGGAGCGUUCCAGAAGACGAACGAGACCGGGAACACGGGGGCUUCGAUCAUCGCGUACGCUUACUUCCAGGCUUUCAAGUUCCCGGACGUCAUGGACCUGUUCAUCGAAUGCAACGUGGAGCUCUGCAAGACCGACUGCGAACCCUGUCCAGAUAUGAAUCAGCAAAUCGAGCCAGGCAGACGACGUCGACGAUCGGUCGGCCUCCCAGCGCCUAGCAGACCCUCCAACACCUCGGCGGUGCUCCUCUCGGAGCCUGUACGAGUCGCCAGAGGGUUCAGAGUGAUCAUGGUGGACGACUUGAGCGAAGCCAGCAGCCACGUGCUGGAAAAUCUCGAGCACACCAACGUCGAAGAGGUCGCGAAAACCACGACGAACGUUUGUAUGACUUAUAGUGGCUUCUUAGUGGCCGCCUCGUUCAUGAUGAGCACCGUCGUCGUGACAACGAUCAGUGCGCUGAUAUUCUACGUGAAACUGCAAAGAGUCUACAGGUCAAAGUCUAUAAGCUCGUAAACGUAUAACAUCGACGUGUUUGGGGGUGGUAAUCGACGAGUCGAAGGGCUAGGAUAAUUUCGUGGGAUAAAGCGGGGACCCGAGGAGACUCGGGUUCUGCUGCCAUAGAACAAUCGAUACGCGGUAGCAACAGGUAAGAGGAUGCCCAGCCUCCGCCCUCGUAUCGUUUUCUGAUAGCAACGCUCGCUUCUUCGUAGCCGAGUUUACAACGCUCGACGAUUACGUUCUAGAUAUUGUAGACAGUUUCUGCUUGUUAGUCGAUUGCUACCCUCGCGACACUCGUUUCGUACCAUUGCAGAAUUUUAUUAUAAACACGUUAACACUUGCUCGACUGUACAGCCAUAUAUCACUUAUCUACAAUACAACUGGGCCGCGGAUCUUUAUGCAGAGUGAAAUUGUUCUUUUAUAAUACUGGAUAAGUCGAAUAGUUUAUUUUGCUCCGUACCGAUAUGAUCGCUUUGUCGAAGUCGAAGUUACGUAUCGUCAAAUUGAAUUCCGUGCUUCUUGAGCAUAAACAUCCGCAGUCUGCAACGAACUUGACGCAUUUGACAGCGGUCGGAAAAGUUGUUUUCGCAUAUGUAUCUGACUCUUUGAACUGAACAUGAAGCGACAACAGAACCGUAGAUCUUAGACAGACUUUUGUUAGACGAAUCCAAAUAAAUUAUGUUUCUUAAGA
Molecule: messenger RNA, 3013 nt
Organism: Megalopta genalis
Lineage: Eukaryota; Metazoa; Arthropoda; Insecta; Hymenoptera; Halictidae
Source: RefSeq, a predicted model, not a curated record